This is a messenger RNA of Apodemus sylvaticus (European woodmouse), 3453 nucleotides long. It is a transcript of the gene Coq5, whose product is annotated as coenzyme Q5, methyltransferase. Gene Ontology annotation, molecular function: methyltransferase activity. The coding region runs from base 21 to 863 and encodes 280 amino acids. The transcript has 5 exons. The record is from RefSeq and is a predicted model, not a curated record. Lineage: Eukaryota; Metazoa; Chordata; Mammalia; Rodentia; Muridae. Gene Ontology annotation, biological process: ubiquinone biosynthetic process.
GUGGUCGCCGGGAUAUCAAGAUGGCGGCGCCCAGGAGCUGUGUUCUAUGGCGCUCCUGCGGCCGCGGGUGGUCGCGAGCUACAGGAGACUGCAGGCUCCCUAGUUUUCGUAUAUCCUGGCCGUGGGCCACGCUGAGUGCGCGGUCCUUGUCUCAAGAGAAGCGAGCCGCGGAAACGCACUUCGGGUUUGAGACUGUGUCGGAAGAGGAGAAAGGAGGCAAAGUCUACCAGGUGUUUGAGAGUGUGGCCAAGAAGUAUGACCUGAUGAACGAUAUGAUGAGUCUGGGCAUCCACCGUGCAUGGAAGGAUGUGCUCAUCAGGAAAAUGCACCCGCCGCCGGGGACCCAGCUGCUCGACGUGGCUGGAGGCACGGGCGACAUUGCGUUCCGGUUCCUUCGUUACGUCCAGGCACAGCAUCAGAGGAGAGAGAGGAGGCAGCUGAGGGCUCAGCAGAAUUUAUCCUGGGAAGAAAUUGCCAAAAAGUACCAGAAUAAAGAGGAUCCCCUGGGAGGUUCGCUUGUCAUGGUCUGUGACAUCAACAGGGAGAUGCUAAAGGUUGGAAAGAAGAGAGCCAUGGACCAGGGAUUCACAGCUGGACUUGCGUGGGUGCUGGGAGACGCAGAGGAACUGCCCUUUGAUGACGACAGAUUUGACGUUUACACCAUUGCGUUUGGGAUCCGGAAUGUCACGCACAUUGACCGGAAGAGGUCUCACUCUGCAGCCCUGCCUGGCCUCAAACUCACCAUCCAGAUCACCUGCUUCCGGCUCCAGACUGCUGCAUCCAAAGCUCGCAGUGCUUGCGUGAGCCCUUGUCUCAACAAGACAGAGGAAAAGCAGUCUUCAUCCGUUGCUUCUUGGCUCUGAGGCCAGCAGUUUGCUCUGCUGUGUAGACCAGUCCUGUGUGUCUUCACCAGAGUGAGCGUGAAGGUCCAGCCUGUCAGCCCCGCGGCCUGCAAGACUGCAAGCUAAAACAACCUUUCUCGUUAAGUUACUGUGCAGCAGUGUGUUGCGGCACAGGGCGGCCAGCAUCGCACUCUGUAGCUCCGGUUUUUAUGGCCUUCCCGCAUCAGUAGACAGUUCAUUAAUCGUUCUGACUGAAACAUGUCUUUGCCAUUUGUGGCGGCUUACACCUGUGAUCCAGCACUUGGGAGGCAGAAGCAGAAGGAUCAUUUCAAGUUCAAGGCCACAGGGGUCCCUGUGAUGACUUCUCUGCCCACAGCCAGGGACAGGGACAAGGCUGUCUCUCAAAAACAAAAAAGGAUGAUGAAAUUGAAAUACCUUUUGAGUAGGAUCAAAGUUGAAGAAUGUGUCAGUGAGAACUUCCUUCCCACCCUGGCCUCCAGCUGCUCUGUGGCGUGCCCACAUGAUCCCCGUUCCUGUGUAUCUUUGUAGAGAUGCUUCCUGCCUGUUACAUGUGCCUGUUAGUCAGGUGUGGUGCCAUAUGCCUUAGUCCCAGUGCUUGGGAGGGAGGGGUAGUGAGAUGGCUCCUAGUUACGUGACUGCCACACAAGCAGAAGGGCCAGCCAGAUGUGAAGUGGCCCAGCCUGGCCUCCAUCUCAAGUUUCUUUUCCUUCCCUAAGGGCUGUGGAUGCAGUUCUGUGCCGUGUGUGUGUGUGUGUGUGUGUGUGUGUGUGUGUGUGUGUGUGUAUGUGUAUGUUUGUUUCUGUGUCUUGUGGAUCUCUGUGAAUGUGAGAGAGAUUGUGUCUGUCUCUGUAUGUGAGUGUGUGGGUGUGAUUGUGUGUGGUUGUGUUAGUAUAUGUAUGAGUGAGUGUGCCUGGGUGUGGAUGUGAGUGUGUGGGUGUGAUUGUGUGUGGUUGUGUUAGUAUAUGUAUGAGUUAGUGUGCCUGGGUGUGGAUGUGAGUGUGUGGGUGUGAUUGUGUGUGGUUGUGUUAGUAUAUGUAUGAGUGAGUGUGCCUGGGUGUGGAUGUGAGUGUGUGGGUGUGAUUGUGUGUGGUUGUGUUAGUAUAUGUAUGAGUGAGUGUGCCUGGGUGUGGAUGUGAGUGUGUGGGUGUGAUUAUGUAUGGUUGUGUUAGUAUAUGUAUGAGUGAGUGUGCCUGUAUGUGGAUGUGAUUGUGUGGAUGUGAUUGUGUGUGGUCGUGAGUGUUAGUAUAUGUAUGAGUGUGUCUCUCUGUAUGUGAGUGUAUGGGUGUGAUUGUGUGUAGUUGUGUUAGUAUAUGUAUGAGUGAGUGUGCCUGUGUGUGGAUGUGAUUGUGUGUGGUUGUGUUAGUAUAUGUAUGAGUGAGUGUGUCUUUGUGUUUGUGUGUGUUUCUCUACAUGUGAGUGUGCGGGUGUGGUUGUGGCAGGGUGGAGAAAAAGAUGUGGGGCACACAGGAUAACUGUUUCUUGGGCCCCAGGGAUCCAACUGAAGGUGGCCGGCCUUGCGCCUUUCAUGAUUGGUCAUCUGACUCACUGCCCCCUCCACCUUAUCUUUAAGACAGGUCUGUCACUUAACCAGGUCACCCACUGCUUUCAGCCUAGCCAGCUGCCAGUGAGCCCCAAGAAUCCCCCUGUCUCUGCUUCGCCUGCUAGCUCCUGGAGGAGCCAACCGUAGAUCCUUAAGACUGUAAGCAUACUUCCUACUGAGCCACCUCCAGGUCCUCAUUCCCUUCCUUUUUAAUGGGAAUAUUGUCAUGCUGAACAUUUCCCCCAUCAUUCUGCUUUUGCUUUUUUGAAAUGGGAUCUCAUGUGCCCAAAGCAUGUUCACAUUCAAUAAGCAGCUGACGCUGGCCCUGCUCACCUGCUGCUCUGGUUUCCAGAGUGCCGGGCCUAUGGCGUGACUCCUCACACCGGUGCCCAGUGCCGGGCCUAUAGCGUGGCUCCUCACACCCAGUUCAUUGCAAUUUUUAACUUUAAAAUCUGGUCAGGAGGCAAGACAGGCAGAGCUCUGAGUUUGAUGCUCAGUUGGUCUACAGUGAGUUCUAGGCCAGCCAGGGCUGCAUAGUGAGACCUUGUCUCAAAAUAACUAUAUACUGAGGGAAAAGCCAGAUGUGUGCUGGGACUUCAGCUGAGCGGUAGAAUAUUUGUCUGGCAUGUGCAAGGCCCUGAGUUUAGUCUCCAGCAUCUAAAGAAACACGCACACACGCACGCAAACCAGUGAUUGUGUAUGUCUGUGUGCUUAAGAUUAAACUCAGGACUUUUAUACGUGUUCAGUAACAAUCUCAUUAAGUUAACCUGGCCUUAAACUUACAAUCCUCUGUGCUCAGUCUCCCAAGCACCUGGGGUUAGAGGCCUGGGCCCUUGGUCAGGCUUAUAUGGUGAUUUUCCUCCAUGUUGUCACAUAAAGCUCUUGGCAGUAAUGGUGUACGCCUUUAAUCCUAGCACUCAGGAGGCAGAGGCAGAUGGAUCUCUGAGUUCGAAUACAGCCUGGUCUACACAGUGAGUUUCCAGACAGAUAGAGCGACACAAAGAAACCCUGUACAAAAACAAACAAAAAGAAUAAAGUGAAUUAUCAACA